CGCACUCGAAGAAUAUUCUGGACAAAUGACAGAAUCCUUGGAAACGUCUUCCGGAUGCUUGUUGCAAGAUUUACAUCGCCCGUCAUUCAUUGUUAAAUCUGAGUAAGGCGCGUUAUUUAAUGUGAAUAUUUGCGAUGCGGGCUCUCACACCUCACGUGUACUGGGCGCAGCGGCAUGGGGAGAUAUACCUGCGAGUGGAGAUCAGUGAUGCACAGAAUCUCAGUAUUGGCGUAGAAGAGAACAUUCUUCAAUUCAAAGGACAAGGGCAUGGAGCAAAAGGAGAAAAUGAAUAUGAAUUCAGUCUGGAAUUCCUAAAAGCCGUUAAACCCGAGGUGAAACACAAAUCCACCCAGCGGCAGGUGAAUAUCACAGUAAGGAAGAAGGAGCACGUCUGGUGGGACCGACUCACUAAACAAGAGAAGAAGCCACUGUUUUUAGCACCUGAUUUUGACCGCUGGCUGGAUGAGUCAGAUGCAGAAAUGGAGCUCAGAGAGAAGGAAGAGAAAAUAAACAAAAUCAGCAUUGAGUCGAGGGUUCGUAAGGACCCUUUUCUUGGCUUAAAAGGGUUUCUCUUUAUGUACAACUUGGUCCAGUUCCUCGGUUAUUCCUGGAUAUUUGUUAACAUGACUGUACGUCUGUUCAUUCUUGGGCAAGAUUCAUUCUAUGAUACAUUCCAUACCAUUGCCGACGUGAUGUACUUCUGCCAGAUGCUGGCAAUAAUGGAGGUUAUUAAUCCUGCUAUUGGGUUGGUUAAGACUGGAGUCAUGCCUGCUUUCAUUCAGGUGAUGGGGAGGAACUUCAUCCUUUUUGUCAUAUUUGGCACAUUAGAUGACAUGCAGAACAAGCCAGUGGUCUUUUUCGUUUUUUAUCUGUGGAGUAUGAUUGAGAUAUUCAGGUAUCCUUUCUACAUGCUGGCCUGCAUUUUGUAA
Molecule: messenger RNA, 929 nt
Organism: Puntigrus tetrazona (Sumatra barb)
Lineage: Eukaryota; Metazoa; Chordata; Actinopteri; Cypriniformes; Cyprinidae
Gene: hacd3
Product: 3-hydroxyacyl-CoA dehydratase 3
Biological process (GO): fatty acid elongation; very long-chain fatty acid biosynthetic process; sphingolipid biosynthetic process
Cellular component (GO): endoplasmic reticulum membrane
Molecular function (GO): 3-hydroxyacyl-CoA dehydratase activity
Source: RefSeq, a predicted model, not a curated record